AUGAAGUGGGAAAACCAAACCAUUCUGGUGGAAUUCUUUCUGAAGGGACUUUCUGGGUACCCAAGACUUGAGCUACUCUUCUUUGUGCUCAUCUUGAUAAUGUAUGUGUUCAUCCUACUGGGAAAUAGCUCUCUUAUUUUAAUUAGUAUCUUGGAUUCUCAUCUUCACAAACCGAUGUACUUUUUCCUUGGGAACCUCUCUUUGCUGGAUAUCUGCUUCACUACUAUCUCCAUUCCCCAAAUUCUGGUGACUUUCCUCUCAGAAAGAAAGACCAUUUCCUUCACUGCUUGUGUACUGCAGAUGUUCCUUGGUCUGACCAUGGGAACAACAGAGUGUGUGCUCUUGGGCAUGAUGGCCUUUGACCGCUAUGUGGCCAUCUGUAACCCUCUGAGAUAUCCCAUCAUUAUGAGCAAGAAUGCCUACGUGCCUAUGGCAAUUGUGUCUUGGUUUAUAGGGUUUACGAAUUCUGCCGUCCAAACUGGGUUUGUGGCACGAUUGCCUUUCUGCAGGAAUAACAUCAUCAAUCAUUUCUCCUGUGAAAUCCUGGCUGUCAUGAAGUUGGCCUGUACUGACAUCCAUAACAUUGAGUUCAUUAUGCUGGUGACCACAUUUUUGUUUGUUUUGAUGCCACUGCUCUUGAUUGUCAUCUCAUAUUCAUUAAUCAUUUCGAGUAUCCUCAGAAUUCGCUCCUCUGAGGGUAGAAGCAAAGCUUUCUCUACUUGUUCAGCCCAUUUGACAGUGGUGAUUAUAUUCUAUGGAACCAUUCUCUUCAUGUACAUGAAACCCAAAUCUAAAGAGACACUUAAUUCAAAUGACUUGGAUGCAACAGACAAGCUUGUAUCUAUGUUCUAUGGGGUGAUAACCCCCAUGAUGAAUCCAUUAAUAUACAGCCUCCGAAACAAGGAUGUGAAGGAAGCAGUAAAACAUCUACUGAACAGAAGGUUCAUUAAAAAGUGUGUAUAUGAUUAG
Messenger RNA from Elephantulus edwardii (Cape elephant shrew), 969 nucleotides. Its product is annotated as olfactory receptor 13C9-like. Gene Ontology annotation, cellular component: membrane. The transcript has a single exon. The record is from RefSeq and is a predicted model, not a curated record. Lineage: Eukaryota; Metazoa; Chordata; Mammalia; Macroscelidea; Macroscelididae. The coding region runs from base 1 to 969 and encodes 322 amino acids. Gene Ontology annotation, molecular function: olfactory receptor activity; G protein-coupled receptor activity. Gene Ontology annotation, biological process: G protein-coupled receptor signaling pathway.